AUUGUCAACAUUCGAAACACAAUCGGCCUGGGUUAUUAACAAAAUAAAUUCGAAAUUCUGAACACUCUGCGAAAAUGCCGCCCAAGAAACCGGGAAAAAAGAAAAAGGACGUGGACUGGGCCGCCGAUGAGAACUUCUCCAAGGACCGAUCCAUGAUCUACGUCGAGCACACGUACGAGUGCCCCAUUUUCCAGACCAAGGCCGACGAGUGUGGCUCGUUCUUCACGCAGCGGAUUCCGGAGCGCAAGUUCCAGCUGGUGAAGAACCGGAACGGACGCCAGGUUCCCCGGGACGGAGCCUUCGAGAUAGCGUUCUCGCAGAACGCCCGCACCUCGGAGCACCUGCUGUGGUCUGGCCUGGAGAAGGGACCGCCGCGGCGGGACAAGUUCCCACUGGAGUACGAGGCACUGGUGCCCGACGUGAACAGGAUACUCAGGAAAUUCUAUCCCGACAAGGCGGUGGGCGUGGCCGAUGACGAGGAGGAGAGGGAGGACAUGUAAACAUUUGCAGCACUUUGUGCGCUGAAUUAUUAUAAAGUCUUUACCAUAACAAUGGCUAAUACACGGCGUGAAAAGUAAA
This is a messenger RNA of Drosophila teissieri, 579 nucleotides long. RefSeq names its product selenoprotein BthD. The transcript has a single exon. Lineage: Eukaryota; Metazoa; Arthropoda; Insecta; Diptera; Drosophilidae. The record is from RefSeq and is a predicted model, not a curated record. Gene Ontology annotation, cellular component: Golgi apparatus. The coding region runs from base 75 to 500 and encodes 141 amino acids.